Molecule: messenger RNA, 2381 nt
Organism: Cydia pomonella (codling moth)
Lineage: Eukaryota; Metazoa; Arthropoda; Insecta; Lepidoptera; Tortricidae
Exons: 7
Coding region: 279-2360 (693 amino acids)
Source: RefSeq, a predicted model, not a curated record
UACUGUUCAUGUAGCGAAUAACGGAAAUACAGAUAUUUUACAAGUCAGGCAACACUAACCUCAAACAAUGAGCGCGGGAAACGCGCAAUUACGUAAAAAUCGAUCAUUGUCGGCCAAUUUCCCACCAGUUGUCUACCUUCGUCUGUGAAAAUUAACGUGUUUCAAGCUUUAAACACCAUUCUCAAACGCCCUCAAUUACAAUGUUUUAAUCCUAAUUUAAAGGUCUUGGUGUAUACGAGAAAGCCGAGAAAUUAAAAAUAAGUGUAUUCCCGCUCAAAAUGUUGACAGCUGUGAAAGUCGCGUUCGGUUUUUGCACUUUUUUCCUCGCGUUCGAGGAGACAGUGUCAUGGACCAUAGACUUGCCGCAAGUGAGGAAGUAUUUUUUUGAAAAAAAUAUGCAAGAACGAGAGAGACAAGAUAGAUGGAAAAUGCAAGAGGCACAACGGCUACAACAAGUUGUGUAUGAUAACAUACAUACGAAAAGCUUGCAUUUUGAUUACGAGAAGUAUAAGAAGCAUUAUGCUGAUGAUUACAAAUACAAUGGAUAUAUGGAGCACAAGGUGCAUGAGGCGGUUCAAAAUGGCAGCGUGUACCUCGACGGCCUGCGGCGCUCCAUUGAGGCCUACCUGCAACGCCUCGAGUCCUGCCGAGGGCAGAACAUGACUGUUAACGUCGUUCAACUACGUCGGUACUCCAACCAAAACCAGUCAAACGCCGCUCUCUACUACUUCCUCACCAACCCUGCCAACCCCCUCACCAACCCCACCAAACCCAGUCUCAUCCAAGAGGCGAUCCUCAACAGUCUCCUCCCAUUCUCCACCUACGGCCUCCCAAUCCCAACAAACUUAACCACCGUUACCCAAAUGAAUAUGAACUUCACCAGCUUCUUGGCAAUGGCGCCGAAUUACACGAUGUUUAAUAUGAGCGAGGAGUUUAGGAAUUGUGUGAGAGCGGAUUUGGCAAGUGAGCAUGUGCGGCGGCUCGCUGAGCUUGCUGUGUGGGCUGCGAGCGAGCUGCAGGACAAGCUGUAUGCGGAUAAAUAUAGCGAGCACAAACAUGAUGCCCACGAAAACGACCACGGUCACGAAAACGGUAUCCUUGGCUCCGAGCACAAUUACGGGCACGGGCACGAGAACACCCACUAUAAUACUCAUGAUAAUGAUCAUGGGCAUGACGAUGACUCGCUGGUGUUGCGACUGGCUUGGUUCUUAGACAGGCUAGCGCACCUGACUGGUUAUGACCCCACGGGGCAGGACUUUGAGGAACAGUCAACUGGUACGUCCUGUUGCUACCUUUAUUUACAUCAUAAAACGUUCGUGCCUUUCCCUGAAAAUACGAUGGCAAAGAAUUAUUCACUACAUCUGUCAGUUAGAUUUCCGUCUACUAUAAACAAUCUUUCACCCCCAGCUCGGCCGUUAACGAGCUCGCCCAUGAUCCCCACUCUCAUCUCCAACGCGGACCUGCAGUUCCUCACCACCUGCCUGCGAGGCACCAACGGCACCGCGACUGAGCGCUGCGCCUUCCCCAGCGGCUCCACUCCGCCUAACCUGGAGAGUCUACAAGCUAUGGGGAUGCAAUUGCCAGUUGUCAAAAAAAUGCAAGAUUUGAGGCCAUCCGCAUCAGAAACCGAAGAAUACACAUAUUCGGAGCAAGUAUUCACAGACGAUGAUAUGCCUCUCUCGCUCCCGCAGCGACCAGCAAAAACAAAAUGCAAGAGAUCAGUUCAAACAGACCCUUUAGAAAACUUUGUCCAAUACUUCGCUAAAUACAAAGCAUGGACCGGCUCAAAUCAAGAAGAAAAAUAUAGCUCAGAAACGUCACACGUAGAUACAGAAAAAGACAACUCUGAAAUGUCACACGUAAAUACCAACACAGAAAACGUUGUGUCCAAUUCAAAUACAAUAAGAAGGAAGCGGUUUGUUGUUAAAAAGAAAGCUAAACAUAUCAAACCGGAUCCAUUUCCAAUUGCUAGUUACGUGAAACAUAAGUUAGAAGUUCACGUUAAAAAAGACGAAAAGGAGGCUAAAGGUUUAAAAAAGUUAUUAGAAAAACUGCACAAGCCAAAGACGGAGGUUAAACUGUUGAAGUUUAAGAAAUCAAAACGAUCUAUUAAGUAUUCCAGGAAGGAGCAGCCGCGGGUGCCGGAUGAUCCGCAGAUGGAUAUCAGCUAUUAUGUGAAGAAUAAGCCAGGCCGUAAUUACAAUUACAACGCGGCGCAAGCGGCGCUGCUGCGCGCGGGGCUCGAGCAGGUGUUCCAGACCGGCAACAUCCUGGUCGUGCAGCGCUUCGGGUCCAACUACAACCCGGCCAACCGGGAGGUCAUCCUGGACGGGUACGUGGCGGGCUUGCUCGACGAGUAGCCCGCAGGCUCGGUCCUCACU